CCUCGUCUUGACUCAAACAAUUGCCCCGCAUUUCCGUCAGGUCAAAAUUGUUUGUCGAUUUCACCCCACCAUCGCCGAAUGAGCAGAUCAACACCAACAUUGUCCAACAUUGUGACCGCUUAAUUUCUUCUAUUCCAACCGCCCUCUCUCAAUCCGCCAAACUGUUCUUCCUCCGAGCCGCCGCGCGCCCUGCAGCCGCCUUGCGAAGCGUCUCUCCGCUCCGCCAAGUCCCGAUCAGGUCCCUCAACACCAUCUCGUUGUCUAACCCGCGCAUCAUGGCAGCCCUCGACGCCCAAAAAUACACCCCCGCUGAGGAGUCCGAGAUCCAGACCUGGCUCGACAAGGCUACCUCGCUCAAGGUGGCCGCUUCCGAUGCCCUCCUCGACACCCUCAAUACCGAUCUCGCGACCCGCACCACGGCCAUUGGGACCAAGCCCAGCAAGGCCGACGUCGCCCUGUACGAGUCUCUCGCCCCGCUCGUGAAGGCCUGGACACCUGAGCAGCGUACCGGCCAACAGGGCCGCCCCAAUAUCGUGCGCCUCGUCGACUUCGUGCAGAACAGCCCGCUGUUCGGUCUCAAUGUCGCCGAUGCCGACAAGGUACAGGUCGACGCCGAGGAGAUCCUCUACGUUAAGCCCCCCGUCGAUGCCAAGGCCGAGAAGGAGCGUCUAAAGAAGGAGAAGGCCGCUGCCGCCGCAGCCGCUGCCGGCGGAGACAAGACUCUCGUGGACCGGACAAAGGAGGCAGCCGGCGCCGUGGCGGAGAAGGCGGCGGAGGCGAAGGACAAGGUCGUCGAGGCCGUUGCGGGCGAGGGCGGCGCCAAGAAGCAGAAGAAGGAGAAGAAGGAGCGCGCCCCCAGGCAGCCCGCCCCUCCCCCGGCGCCGACCGUCAUGUCGCCCUGCCUGAUCGACCUGCGCGUGGGCCACAUCCUCAAGGCGAUCAAGCACCCCGAGGCCGACUCGCUCUACGUGUCGACCAUCGCCAUGGGCGACGCGCCCGGCACCGACGACACGACCGAGGUCGACGGGCAGGUGGUGCGCACCGUGUGCUCGGGCCUGAACGGGCUCGUGCCGCUCGAGGAGAUGCAGGGCCGCAAGGUGGUGGUGGUGUGCAACCUCAAGCCCGUCAAGAUGCGCGGCAUCAAGUCGUCCGCCAUGGUGCUCGCCGCGUCGCCCAAGAUCAAGGAGGGCGAGGUCGACGACCACAAGGGCCCCGUCGAGCUGGUCAACCCGCCCGCCGACGCCAAGGCCGGCGAGAGGGUCUACUUUGAGGGGUGGCAAGGCGAGCCCGAGAAGGUGCUCAACCCGAAGAAGAAGAUCUGGGAGGCCUUCCAGCCCGGUUUCACCACCACCGACUCGCUCGAGGUGGCAUUUGAUGCCGGGGUGGUUGAGGCGCUGGAGGGCAAGACCGGCUUGGGCAAGCUCGUGACGGCGAGCGGCGGUGUGUGCAAGGUUGCCACGCUGCAGGGCGCUCAGGUGCGGUAAGACGGAAAACGGCCCGGUGUAGGGAGAUACCAGCAGUACACCAUCGUCACCAGACAUGGACAGAUAGAUGGAUGUGUCAAGGCGCAACAAAAACAACACAAUAGAACAAUUUUCUAAACGCUGGCCAAACCAACAACCACCCCCAAAGAAGCGAAUUGACUUUUUCCCUCCCCCUUUCCACUUACUCACCCUCUCCUUCCCCAACCCGCGCUCUAAACUCCCGUCGGGCGAACCACGUCGGGCGUGGUCUUGCACCCGGUCGUGACGGUGCUCGUCGACGUGGGGAUGACACAGCUGGCGGUGCAGCCGGGGCAGUCCCCCGUCGCGACCACCGUCGCCGUCGGUGUGGUGGGGCAGCAGUCGGUGCUGUUGGGGGGGGUUGUUAGCUCCCUGUCGUGUCUUCGGGUUUCAUGCCCACGGUAUCACCACUGUUGCGGGGUAAAAGGGACAGAAAGAAAGGGGGAGGGGGGGCUUUACCUGCACGGCACCUUGGUGGUCGU
This is a messenger RNA of Chaetomium fimeti, 1984 nucleotides long. RefSeq lists its product as uncharacterized. The record is from RefSeq and is a predicted model, not a curated record. The transcript has a single exon. Gene Ontology annotation, molecular function: tRNA binding; tyrosine-tRNA ligase activity. NCBI's taxonomy places the organism in Eukaryota, Fungi, Ascomycota, Sordariomycetes, Sordariales, Chaetomiaceae. The coding region runs from base 276 to 1484 and encodes 402 amino acids. Gene Ontology annotation, cellular component: methionyl glutamyl tRNA synthetase complex.